AUGGAGCCUGUUCUACAACCCUGGGAUGAUUCUCAAACAAUUGCAAAGUCAAAAAUCACAAGCAGAGCCUCAAUUCGAAUUUUCGAGAAAUAUCCACUGAAAGAAGAAAAUGUUUCAACUCUGUUCAGCACUGAAGAAAUGGCUGGAGGAGAGCCAGAAGAGCUGUACAAACUGGUAGUUUAUUUAAUAAAAUUUGAAAAUCAAUCCUUUUUUAUUCAGUGCCGACAACUUCUGAACGUAUGGAAAUAUGCCAUAUUCUUUCAACCGAAGCCUGAGAAUUUUGCGAAUCUUCUACAAGAGUCAAAUUAUCCGGCACCUGUAAUCAAAGGGAUUCUGGAAGCAUACUCCUCCGAAACUUUCACAGAACUCGUAGAAUCGCUUGCCUCAUGCUCAAACUCGAACAUCCCACGUGUCAUUUCUACCGAUUGGACUUGUCGUGCUGUUGCUCGACAGAAUAACAUAGCGUUUUCGGAUCGAGAGGCAACUCUGACACUAUCCACCGAUAAAGGAGUGAAACAAGUAAAUUUGUCUGCGAAGGAGCUCGAGAAAUUGUACUGGACAGUCAGCAAAGUGCAAGAAUCGCUAGAUGGACUGUUGGAAAGAUGA
Molecule: messenger RNA, 606 nt
Organism: Caenorhabditis briggsae
Lineage: Eukaryota; Metazoa; Nematoda; Chromadorea; Rhabditida; Rhabditidae
Exons: 3
Coding region: 1-606 (201 amino acids)
Source: RefSeq, a predicted model, not a curated record